Molecule: messenger RNA, 2148 nt
Organism: Oikopleura dioica
Lineage: Eukaryota; Metazoa; Chordata; Appendicularia; Copelata; Oikopleuridae
Source: the annotation of a GenBank genome assembly
AUGGAGUUUGUGUUACGACUACAACGAGCUCGCCGGUCCAGCUCUCAAGAACCUUCCAAGAACAAAACUGGUCAAAGUCGCCCGUCAAAAAAUCAGAACUCGAAGAGACCAGCAACUGCUCAAAAGUCGAGGAAAGAUUUCGAUGAUGUCAAGAGCGACUCAGAGGUGCACAGACGAUCCAAUAAAAGUUCAAAGGCGCGAUGCAAUGCUGCGAUUGAAAUGACGAGGCACUCAUCUGUCUUCGUCUCGUCCGAAAUGCGCCGACCGCGGAGCGCGAAAAACCCGCCCUGUACAUUUUCGCGAAUUGCCAACUUCGACGAGGGAGCCCUCUCCCGAAACUCCUCCCUGGAAACGACUUCGUCCGCCAGCUUGAAUCGCAUUUCCAGUCCGUUUUCAUCCAACCAACGUCAUUCCCUGUCAUCGUCAAAUCCAGAUUCUGGACUGUGCUCCCUCGACUUGAGCGAUAUUUCCCUCAACGGAGCGAGCAGAAGCGACAUUUCUAGAGUCAGGAGUUCCGAUGAUGUUACAAAAAGAUGCCUAAAGGAAAUUGGCAGUCGUUCAACCUCAGCCCUUGGCUCCGUCACGCGACACGAUGUCCUUCCAAGGCCGCUUUCAGUUUCGUCCAUGCCAAACACAUCCCGCCACCGAUCCUCGAAGACAUUCCGCAAUUCCGUCAAAAUGACUCGUCAAAGUUCCGCCACUCUCCCGGGCUGGGAUGUCUUCCCCAACCCUUCGAAUCUCCCUCUACCAAAAAUUGACAAACGAAUUGAAGAACUCGUUCACACUGAGAGGGAGUACGUCAAGAGUUUGAAUUACAUCGUCAAGCAUUAUAUUCCGGAAAUGGACCGAGCCGACAUUCCAGCAACGUUGCGAGGCCACCGGUCAACUUUGUUUGGCAAUUUGGCGAAGCUGCGCGACUUCCACCAAAAUCAGCUUCUUCCCCAGCUCGAGCGUUCCCACCAAUUUGCGCAUAGAAUCGCUCCCAUCUUUCUUAGACACGAGUCCGAAUUGGACAUGUACGCCUACUACGUAAAAAACAAGCCGCUUUCCGACCGGUUAAUGGCCGAAUCCGGCAAGUUUUUCGCAAAGAAACAGGAGCAAAUCGGCGAUGCAAUGGACUUGGCCAGCUACUUGCUCAAACCGGUGCAGAGAUUGACAAAGUACGCGCUCUUCUUGGACGGAAUCUCGAAAAAUUUGACGAAAACAGCCGAUAAGGAGGAAAUUGAUAAAGCCAAGAAGCUGAUCGAAUUUCAGCUGCGCCAUGGAAAUGAUCUUCUAGCGAUGGACAUGAUCCGAGGAUGCGACGUUGAUCUUCGAUCUUGCGGAAAACUCCUCCGCCAACACGAGUUCAUAAUCACGAUCGGACGGCGAAAAGCUCAACGAAGAAUCUUUCUCUUCGAAAAAGUCUGCCUUUUUGCCAAGACGAAGAAACUGCCAAGCGGAGAUAUUUAUCAAUACAAGAACUCUUGGCUCACCUCAGAAAUCGGCAUGACUCCUGUCCUAGAAGAACCCCUCAAAUUCGAGCUCUGGCACCGCCGCCGUAAUCGUGAAACCGUAAAUUACUGUGCUUCCCAAUUCGGCGAUCGUAAAGAGCAGUGGAUCAACGAGAUCAACGCGUUGCUUCUUUCUCAGGCGGCGCAGAUUAGAGACGCUAGAAUGAAGGAGCUAGCGGAGCUCGGGGUCGGAGCCAAACCAUAUCUGAACAUCGAAGGGGCAGAUGCAAUUACAGACAGAAGCAUUCAUCUUUCAAAUAUUCGACCUCGCAUGCGAAACUCAGUCGCGGUAUCUUCCUUCGACCACCAGUCCAGCAGCGUUUCCUCCCCUCGCGACCUGCUCAAGCGCCGCCCCAACUCCCUCGUCUCAACUGCCUCUUCCUCCGAGAGCACCUCCUCUCCACACCUAAUCAACACCCUCAACCUGCAUCUUUUCUCCCCCGAUUCCUCUUCCUUCUCCUUUCCCUCCGCUCAACUCUCUCCCCCUUCCGCUCCAGCUCCUUUCCGCUCAGCUCCGCUCCGGCAUUGCUCGGGCCGAGCGGGUGUCGCUCCGCCGCAAUUAACGAGCUUACAGGAAGACGAAUCUGAUCUAGAAUCGGAUGCGCCGCAGACUGUGAGGAUCAAGUCUUACAGACAAUACGAAACAACCGUUUAA